Molecule: messenger RNA, 940 nt
Organism: Owenia fusiformis
Lineage: Eukaryota; Metazoa; Annelida; Polychaeta; Sabellida; Oweniidae
Source: the annotation of a GenBank genome assembly
AUCGAUGUCACUAGUGUCAUGCUGGUAAAUAUGUAAGUCACGUGUUAUCUGAAUGACCUUGACCUUGUAUUGUAAACAAAUAACAGCUGAAGAAUAUUACAACUCUUGAAAGAUCAUCUCUGGCCCAGAUCUUCAUUCUAAAAUGGUUCUUGCUUGGUACUUCCGUCCCUCUGAUGAAGACCAGCGUUUGCCACAUAUGAAGGACCCAAACAUUGCAGUUACCAUGGAUGACUUAGAGAAAAAGACAGGAGGGAAAUACUGGAUGAUUGACCCUACAGAAUACCAAGAAUGUGAAAUGUACAAAACUCUAAGAUCAGAGCGAGGUUACAAUUACGAAGACUGCAUUCAAGUAACAGAUGACAAGCCUGAAUUUCAGAAAAUGCUCAAGCAAUUCUAUGAAGAACACUUACAUGCUGAUGAAGAGGUGAGAUUUGUGCUUGAUGGAUCAGGAUACUUUGAUGUAAGGGAUGAUGCAGAUGCCUGGAUCAGAAUUCAGAUGGAGCCAGGGGAUCUCAUUGUUUUACCUGCUGGAAUUUAUCACCGCUUCACAUUGGAUACAAAGAAUUUCAUUAAGGCGGUGAGACUGUUUAAAGGGGAGCCAGUUUGGACUGCACACCCAAGGCCAUCUGAUAGCCAUCCAGCAAGACUCGCCUAUGUCAGUUCACAGAACAUGGGCUCUUAAUGGGAUUACGCUCAUAAAUCUUUCUGUCUUGCACAUGCAAUAUGCUCUGAUAUAAUGAUUGUAUGUUAUUAAUCAAGAAGGUGUUUCCUGUGUAGUACAGUGCUUUGUGAGCGAUCCUAGGUGAUUCAUUAGACCCUGGGGUUUUGAUGCAAUGAUGAGACUGUGAUAUACAGAAGCCCCAAAGUUAUUUACACAACAUAACUGGAUACCAAUCAAUCUGGAAGAAUGUUAUUUUCUACAUAAAUCAAGAUCUUUAUA